AUGACUAAGAGAGUCUGUUAUUAUUUGAUGCAGUUCGAAGAUCCUCGUGAUGCUGACGAUGCUAUCUAUGGCCGUGAUGGAUAUGACUUUGCUGGCUGUCGACUUAGGGUUGAGAUUGCACAUGGUGGUCGUAGAGGUUCAUCAUCAGUUGAUAGGUACAGCAGCAGCUACAGUGGUAGCCGUGCACCUUCAAGACGCUCCGACUUUCGUGUGCUUGUGACUGGAUUACCACCAUCUGCUUCUUGGCAGGACCUUAAGGAUCACAUGCGCAAAGCUGGAGAUGUCUGCUUUUCUGAAGUUUUUCGUGACCGUGGAGGCAUGUCUGGGGUUGUUGAUUAUAGCAACUAUGAUGAUAUGAAGUACGCGAUAUAUUAUGGAGUUACCUCAAAUUUAACUGUUCAGGUGAGAGAAUAUGAGUCGAGGAGUGUGAGUCGCAGCCCGGAUUAUUCCAGAAGCAGGAGUCGGAGCCGUGGUCGAAGCUAUAGCUAUAGUAGCAGGAGCAGGAGUGUGUCACCUGCUAGAUCCGUUUCCCCGCGGUCACGGUCUCUUACUCGCUCUCGUUCGCCACAUAGCUCUGUUUCAAGGCCAGAACUUAAGUCCCGAGACAAGUUGGGAGAUGGUCAGUGA
Molecule: messenger RNA, 627 nt
Organism: Camelina sativa (false flax)
Lineage: Eukaryota; Viridiplantae; Streptophyta; Magnoliopsida; Brassicales; Brassicaceae
Source: RefSeq, a predicted model, not a curated record